Messenger RNA from Prorocentrum cordatum, 1445 nucleotides. NCBI's taxonomy places the organism in Eukaryota, Dinophyceae, Prorocentrales, Prorocentraceae. The record is from the annotation of a GenBank genome assembly.
AUGAGGAGCCUCGAAGGUGGCGGCCUCGACCUCCCCCAGCACCAGUGCCAGCAGCUGGCCCGGCUGGGCCUCCGCAUGGACCGCGGCGGCAAGAUCAUCGGGCCAGCCGGGAGCACCAUCAAGCGGCUGAUCCAGGGCACUGGCUGCAAGAUCGAGGUCCCGAGGCGCGAGCGCGGCGAAGCAGACGACGGCAUCGUGAAGGUCCAGCUGACCGGCGGGCCCGUGCAGAGGAAGCUGGCCCUGGACGCGAUCUUGGACGUGGUCAAAGGUGGUGAGGCAGAGGAUCAUGCUGCCAGGGCCACUGGUGGCCUCGUGCUCCCACACAACUUCGAGCGCGUGGCCGACGAGGAGACUGGCGAGAAGGCCCCGGACUUCGACCGGAUAUCCUGGCUCGUAUGGCGGCUCAUUGCCGUAGAGUUCGACCACGGCGUCAAGGUGGAGUCCGGAAGGCGGACGAUCCGUGUCUACGCGAAGCCGGGCAAGCCGCCCCUCACCGGGGACGCGGCCGAGAAGGUCCGCUCGGAGGUGGCGGCCAUCAUCGAUCAGGCUAGGUCGAUGAUUAAGCUCACGGUGGAGACCCAGCUGGACAAGGACCCCGAGAACGCGAACUACGAUCAGGCCGUUUUGACCCUCACGGACCAGUACGGCGUGCUUCUGCGGGUGCCGCGGCCCGAGGGCGGCUGCUGCCCCAUCGAGGUGCUCGGCCCCGAGGAGCCGGCGCGGGACGCCGCGGAGCUCCUCGAGGCCAAGUACGCCAAGGGGAAGGCCACUGCCUGCGUCCUGCAGGUCCCCGAUCAGGUCCAGUCGCUGGACGACGCGGUGAAGGAGGACUUCGCCGCCGACCUGCAGGCCUUAGAGGAGGAGCAGAGGGUCAAGAUCCGGUUGGCCACCAGCUGCAUCUGGCUGUCCGGAAACAGCCCCGACACCGUGGAGGCGGCGAGGCAGACGAUCGUGGAGAUGCUGCAGUUCUACCUCCCUGAGGGCUUCCUGGUCAUGAAGGGCCUGAAGAAGUCGGCGGUGGACAAGAUCCGUGAAGACGAGGAGCUCCGAUCCCUCAGGGUGAAGCCCGACUGCGCGUUCUCGCUCCAUCCCGCCGAGGGUAUCGCGUGGAUCUGUGGGGCCUCGCUGCGCGAGAAGGUGCAGGCGAGGAUCGAGGCGAUCCUCGCCAAGUGGGCGCUGGAGCACUUUGAGCUCGACCUCGGUGAUUUCGGCGAGGCCAUGUGGCUGCUGGGCCCCAGGGGCAGCGGCGAGUGGUUGGGGCGGAUGCAGUCGGAGAGCGGCGCCAAGAUCCAGGUGAACCCGAACGAGCUCAAGGUGUACAUCGACGGGCCGCCGGCCAAGCUGCAAGCUGGGAAGCAGCAGGUGCUCAAAGGGCUGGACCAGCUCCGCGCCAAGCAGGCCGCCGAGGACGCCGCCGGCGGCCGCGCGGCCACGAAGGCGAAGGA